Cydia pomonella (codling moth) is the source of this 2922-nucleotide messenger RNA. RefSeq lists its product as uncharacterized. The record is from RefSeq and is a predicted model, not a curated record. The transcript has 2 exons. The coding region runs from base 1872 to 2519 and encodes 215 amino acids. NCBI's taxonomy places the organism in Eukaryota, Metazoa, Arthropoda, Insecta, Lepidoptera, Tortricidae.
CCCAUACUUAGAACUGAAACUCAAAAAAUCUUUUUUCAUCAAACUCAUACGUGUGGGGUAUCUAUGGAUAGGUCUUUAAAAAUGAUAUUGAGGUUUCUAAUAUCAUUUUUUUCUAAACUGAAAAGUUUGCGCGAGAGACACUUCCAAAGUGGUAAAAAGUGUCUCCCCCCCCCCGUAACUUCUAAAAUAACAGAAUGAAAAAUCUAAAAAAAAUAUAUGAUAUACAUUGCCAUGCAAACUUCCACCGAAAAUUGGUUCGAACGAGAUCUAGUAAGUAGUUUUAUUUUAAUACGUCAUAAAAAUUAAAAAAAAAAAAUUUUUUUCAUCAAACCCAUACGUGUGGGGUAUCUAUGGAUAGGUCUUCAAAAAUGAUAUUUAGGUUUCUAAUAUCAUUUUUUUCUAAACUGAAUAGUUUGCGCGAGAGGCACUUCCAAAGUGAAAAAAUGUGUGUCCCCCCCCUGUAACUUCUAAAAUAACAGAAUGAAAAAUCUAAAAAAAAUAUAUGAUAUACAUUGCCAUGCAAACUUCCACCGAAAAUUGGUUCGAACGAGAUCUAGUAAGUAGUUUUUUUUUAAUACGUCAUAAAAAUUAAAAAAAAAAAAAAAAUUUCAUCAAACCCAUACGUGUGGGGUAUCUAUGGAUAGGUCUUCAAAAAUGAUAUUUAGGUUUCUAAUAUCAUUUUUUUCUAAACUGAAUAGUUUGCGCGAGAGACACUUCCAAAGUGAAAAAAUGUGUGUCCCCCCCCCCUGUAACUUCUAAAAUAACAGAAUGAAAAAUCUAAAAAAAAUAUAUGAUAUACAUUACCAUGCAAACUUCCACCGAAAAUUGGUUUGAACGAGAUCUAGUGAAUAGUUUUUUUUUAAUACGUCAAUAAAUUAAAAAAAAAAUUUUUUCAUCAAACCCAUACGUGUGGGGUAUCUAUGGAUAGGUCUUCAAAAAUGAUAUUUAGGUUUCUAACAUCAUUUUUUUCUAAACUGAAUAGUUUGCGCGAGAGACAGUCCCAAAGUGGUAAAAUGUGUGUCCAAAGUGGUAAAAUGUUGAACAAGAUCUAGCAAGUAGAUUUUUUUUUAAUACGUCUUAAAUGGUACGGAACCCUUCAUGCGCGAGUCCGACUCGCACUUGGCCGCUUUUUUUAUUUAAUACUUGUCUCCAUUUUCGUAUAUCAGAGAGAAAACCGCUUGUUUUAACGUAUAACAUAAAAUGAUCUUAAACUUGAUUCGCCUAGGUACUUAUUGCUAAAAUUAUUCAAUUUGUGUCUAAAAAUAGCACUAACACCAACGUCUCAAACUAAACAUUAUCUGGAAUGCUAUUACAAUUUAAUAUUGUUAUCGUUUAUAAUGUUUAAUUUUCGUUCCGAUUUAGUUGAAACAUGCAAAUUAAUAUUGACCAUAGGUAGAGUAGACUAUGAAAUACUUAAAAAACCAAAUUAGAAUGAUUAUUAUUUUUAAAUUAUUUAACCUUACUUUAAUGUAAUCUGUGCCAACUCAAAGCCGACAACUGGCAGGAAGUGGCACAGGAUCGGGACAGGUGGCAUUCUCUCGUUUUGGAGGCCAAGAUCCUCUUUGGAUCACUGCGCCACAAUAGUUAGUUUAGUUAGUUAGUUAAUGUAGAAUAUAUGAUUAUGUUACUUAUGACACGUGAUUAUGUUACAUGAUUGAAUAUUAUGAUUGUGGUAUUCGACACCAUUACUUUUAUCCUUAUGGUAUGACGUGUACAGGAAAUUUCAAUUUUAUUCACAAUUAUGAUACAACAGCACAGAACAUAAACAGAAAUCAAACAGAACGUGCUGUGUAAAUAAUGGUGCAAUUGUUUUAAUACUAGGUUACAUAUGUACAUAUCUGAAGGUCCUUCUAGACCUAAAACGAACGCAGAUGAAGAUUCUAAUUGUAUGUACUGUGACCGCCCUGGUUGUUUGCAGCAAUGAAGCAUUAAAUAAUCAUGAAAACGAGUUGGAGGUAUUAAUACCCUACGAUCAUUUAAAAAAGGUCUUACUAUGCCUAGACUCAGACGAUCAACUGACCAAACUGACUAAGAAUUCUGUAAAAGAUAUCGAUUUACGUUGGAAACUAAUCGACGAGCACCCUAAACUCAAUAUUGAGUACAACACGGUUCACACCUGCAAAGUUAAGAUAGAUGUCGAAAUAGAACCUAAAGGAAUUCUUGCUGUAGUCGCUCCAAAGCCACUAGAAUCGUCCUCUCAGAUACCUAUGUAUUUUUUUGACACACCAUUUCUGAGCGAGGAGGAUGUUGAUGAAUUCCCCAACGGGCUGUUUCCACUUCGUAGUCAUUGGCAAUCUUUGAAACAUGCAUUCAGUCAUUAUUUGACGACUCAUGGGUAUCAGAGGAUGGUGGUUGUCUCUGAUGAUUCUUAUUAUAGUGCAGCGUUUGAAGCAGAACUCAUAGAGCAUUUUAAAGAGAAAGAGUUCGUGUUUGAUGUGCAGCGAAAACCUAAUAGAGGAAGCUUCGAUCGAGUGAGUACAGCACUAAAUGUAGUUGAUUUUUAUAUAACAGUAAAUUAAAAGGAAAACUUUAAUUAAUAAGUUAUUUCGAGUAGUUUCUAACGCCCUAUUUUGUUGUCAACUAUUGCCUAUUGGGGAAAACAUUUCCUUUGUAACAGUAUGAGUCAUGAUGGGGAGGUCAUGGGUGAUAUUUUGAGUUUAAUAUAAUUACAUGCUCAUAUGAUAACUACUAUUUAAAAUGGAGUAUUUACCCUCUUUAGAGUUCCUGAUAUUUCGGCACUAAGUAUUGCAAAUGUAAUCUUCACUCAAGUUAGCCUGUGUACACUAGAUGUGUGUGCGUAGACGUGCACAAUGUGCACAUAUAAUUUCCAGAUCCUUACAGAGACAAAAAACAAGACACUCGUAUUCUCGUUCCCUUUAGAUACUUGUGAAGUAGAGAAAUGUAUGGCCCAUUAACAGCACU